Molecule: messenger RNA, 1011 nt
Organism: Castor canadensis (American beaver)
Lineage: Eukaryota; Metazoa; Chordata; Mammalia; Rodentia; Castoridae
Product: olfactory receptor 2T27-like
Biological process (GO): G protein-coupled receptor signaling pathway
Cellular component (GO): membrane
Molecular function (GO): G protein-coupled receptor activity; olfactory receptor activity
Source: RefSeq, a predicted model, not a curated record
AUGGACCCGAAGAACAAAACCUCAACUGAUUUCAUUCGCCUGGGGCUGUUUCCCAUAUUCAGGUAUCCUAACCUCCUCAUCCUCAUUGUACUCCUCGUCUACACCAUUGCCUUUGCUGGAAAUUCUAUCCUACUCCUCCUCAUCUGGCUGGAUUCCCACCUCCACACCCCCAUGUACUUCCUGCUCAGUCAGCUGUCUGUUGUAGACUUGGCUUACAUCUCUAGCACAGUCCCCAAGACAGUCAUCAACUACUUUACAGGGAAGAAGAACAUUUCCUAUGUUGCAUGUGCUUCUCAGAUGUUUUUUUUCCUCACUCUUGGCCUUGCCAAGUGCAUCCUACUGACCCUCAUGGCCUAUGAUCGUUAUGUGGCUGUCUGUAAACCCCUGAGAUACACAGUCCUUGUGAGUCCCAAAGUCUGUCUGCAAAUGGCUGUCACAGCUUGGAUUGGAGCAGUUCUUGCAGCCCUUGUCCAUACUAUCUAUCCAAUGAAUUUCCCCAUCUGUGGCUCCAGGGAGAUUAAUCAUUACUUUUGUGAGAUGCCUGCCAUUCUGAGAAUGUCUUGUGUGGACACAUCAGUCUAUGAGAUGGUGAAAUUUGUGUCAACAAUUAUCUUUCUCCUUGUCCUAUUUAUUCUCAUCCUGGCCUCCUGUACUCUCAUAUUCCUUACUGUCCUUAAGAUGAACUCUCUAAAUGGUAAGAAGAAAGCUCUAGCAACCUGCUCCUCCCACCUGACUGUAGUAAGUCUCUACUUUGGUCAGGCCAUCUUCAUCUACAUGACACCCAGCUCUUCCCACACACCUGAGCAAGACCAGACAGGAGCUGUUCUUGGCACCGUGGUGACGCCCAUGCAACCUCUUAUCUACAGCCUGGGGAACAAAGAAGUGGUGGGAGCCCUACAGAAGUGCCUGGGAAAGUGUUGCAACCAUACAAAUUCCCCAUCUCUACAGUGCUACUCUCAGAAAUGUUCUAUCCUCAAUUUUAAGACUAUCCAUAGUCAACUUAAAUCUUAA